Molecule: messenger RNA, 4592 nt
Organism: Gorilla gorilla gorilla (western lowland gorilla)
Lineage: Eukaryota; Metazoa; Chordata; Mammalia; Primates; Hominidae
Gene: C23H22orf39
Product: chromosome 23 C22orf39 homolog
Exons: 3
Coding region: 793-1221 (142 amino acids)
Source: RefSeq, a predicted model, not a curated record
UCUUUACAAAAAAAAAAAAAAAUUAAAAAUUAGCCUGGUGAGGCUGUGCAUGCUUGUGGUCCCAGCUGUUCGGAGUCCAGGAGUUUGAGGUUGCAGUGAGCCAUGAACACGCCACGCCACUGCACUAAGCCUGGGUGACACAGCAAGACCCUGUCUCGAAAAAUGAAUAAGGUAAAUGUUACAUGUCUCCCGCACCCUUAGAAUAGAACUACAGACAUCCAAGCCACUCCUACCCCGCUCACCCCUGCUACACACCGCCUCCACGCCUUUGACCGGCCUAUGGCUGUACUCGGAUUGCAUUCUCAGCCUCCACUUCAAGCCUGCGUUCCCUGGGGAGGUCAUUCAACCCUAGAUCCACCACAUGUCAUGCCCAACCAAUCUCAGUUACUUUGCGAGUUCACCUCCAUCCUGAGUGGACGCUCAAGCAAGACUGCUGGAGCUGCAGAUCUGGGAGGUUCGCUGCACCACCUUGAUGCUCAGUAUGUACUUUUGAAAAUAUACCGGAUUGUUGAGAUUUGAGAAAAUCUCAUAAAGCUGCUGAAAAGAACUGGCCAGAGCCGUGUGAUUUGAGAGGCGGCUGACGUAAGGUAGCUGCGCGGCCCAGGAUGCCCGCCUGGCCCGGGGUGAAUUGCGCUGUCGUCGCGGUGGUCGCGUAGGCUCCACGCCAGGCCUCGCCCCGGACUUACCCUGCGACCCCGGCCCUCCGCGCGCGCCGCAGCCGCCCUCGGUUGCUAUUGGUUGCUCGUCCUGUUUGUCGGCGCUUCUCGAAGAAGGGGGCGAAGACGUAAUUGAAUGUGUCGGUGCUCAUUAGUUCUUCUGUCAGUCGAUCACGAGGUGCCGUUUUCUUCAUUCUUCAUUGGCUGGCGGGCUGAGGGGCGGGCUUGGCGCGCCGGUCGCCCAGACAUGGCGGACGGCAGCGGCUGGCAGCCGCCGCGCCCCUGCGAGGCCUACCGCGCCGAGUGGAAGCUCUGCCGCAGCGCCAGACACUUCCUACACCACUACUACGUCCACGGCGAGCGGCCGGCCUGCGAACAGUGGCAGCGCGACCUGGCCAGCUGCCGCGACUGGGAGGAGCGCCGGAGCGCCGAGGCCCAGCAAUCCCUCUGUGAGAGCGAGCGGGCACGAGUCCGGGCUGCACGGAAGCACAUCCUGGUGUGGGCCCCGAGGCAGAGCCCCCCUCCAGACUGGCAUCUCCCUCUGCCGCAGGAGAAGGACGAGUGACAAGCAUCCCUGCCAUUGGCCUGUGCAGCUUCCUCAGUGUGUUUCAAGUUGCUGUUGCACAGCCCUGGGGACUGUGACCAGCCUACACAGUCUAGUGGGUCCCUGUGAGCUCUUGCUCACAGGAACAUGGAGCAGGACGUUGCUAGCCCUACUUGCCCACCCCUCACCUGCAUGCAGGAUACCCUGACACUGCGAUGUUCUGCAGGACAAUUGCACCGCUUUAGAGCUUCCAGGAGGCCAAGCAUUAUGGCAGGUACUUGUGAGCAGCCAGGUCAGGCUGGGCAUGGUAGCAUAGGAGAUGGCGGUCCUGAGGUCUAGGCUUCUCAGGUAAACUGAAGGGUAGCCCUGACCUGUGUGGACACACAGGUGGGUCAUAAUGAGGUAGCUAAACAGUUGUGCCACUGUGAAUGUCUUUCCUAGUCCUUGGGAAACUGCCUGCCACGUCCCAGGUUUGGUGAGCAUUGUGAGUGCUCACACUCUGCUCCACUCACUCAGUUCCACUGCACAUGCAGGCAGGUGUGCCGAGCAGGUAGGGCUUGCUGGCCCCUCUGCACCAGCAGGCUUCACUUCUUAGGCUCCCAGGUCGGCCCCUGGAGACUCUGGUUUUUAAGAAAUGCACACAGCUACAGAACACAUAACCUUGCAUAAAGAGGGUUUGUGGACUCAGCUGAAGAAAUCCAAGUCCAAGACAUAUGGAAUUAAGGACUCCUUCCCUCAAAAUUUCCCCUGGUGGUUAAUGUAUCAAAAGCCAUUUCAUCUGAUUUCAAACAGAAGCUGAAAAUUAAGUUCACAUUUGUUAGAUUUUGUGUGUAACAGUGUUGUACCUGGACAGUAUUAGAAAUUUGUAUGCUUAUUCUCUUGUUAAGUGUUUUAAAAUGUAUGAACCACCAAAAACACUAUUUCUUGAAGAGGUCUGUUUAUUACUAAUAGAAUGGUUUCUCAUCCUAUGGUGGCCCUGUUGUGUGAUGCUGAGGGCUAGGCUGGGUCUGUGCCCAGCACCCUCCCUGCUCUCUUCCUGGACACAGGCAGCAAGUUGAAUAUCUUUUAAUUUGUUCUUUGGGGCAGAAUAAUCUAUCACGUCAGAAGGGUGUCCAUUAAAGAACAGUAUUUCCCUGCUUGAGUGUGUUUUCUCCUGUGCUCCCUAAGAGCCCCUGUCUGUGUCUGUGAACAGUGGGGGUGGGGGUGGGGGUUGUGCUCACGGGAUCUCAAGAGCAGGAGCAUCUAAAGAGGAGCCAGCGUUCCCCCAUCAUCGGGGAGUACUGAUGUGUCUAAGGCAACCAGGGUGCCUCCAGCAUGGCUGUGGCUGGUUUAAUAAUGAGCAUUUCCACCCAGUGAGGGAAGAGAGGAAGACUGCUAGAGAUCUACAAGGUUUUUCUUACUCUUAAACACAGGGACGGGGCAUCUGAAUUUGCAGUCUGCUGUAAUCCCAGCACUUUGGGAGGCCAAGGUGGGUGGAUCACUUGAGGUCUGGAGUUUGAGACCAGCCUGGCCAACAUGGUUGAAACCCCCCAUCUCUUAAAAAUACAAAAAUUAACUGGGCAUGGUGGCACGUGCCUGUGAUCCCAGCUACUCGGGAAGCUGAGACAGGAGAAUUGCUUGAACCCCAGAGGCAGAGGUUGCAGUGAGCUGAGAUCGUGCCACUGUACUCCAGCCUGGGCGACAGAGUGAGACUCUGUCUCAAAGAUAAAAUAAUAAAAUGAAUUUGCAGCCUGCAUGUGAUGCCUGGGAUUGCAGCAGCUGCCUUCAGGUUCCUGGGGCGGAGCUGGAGAGUGCAGCAAAAGCCAGGGCAUGCCAGCCAGCACCCCAGUCCAUGAGGGGCCUCCCCUCAGUGCAGCCACGCUCCCUGCCACCUGCUUGUUUAGCAAGGUAUGCAUUGUGCGGCUGCAUGCUCUGUUAGGAAGCAUUAAGUCCUGCCUCUGUAGUGUGACUAUCAUAUUUUGCCUCCUUCUUCACUACUCAAGUUCCACAUCAACAGAUAAUCUCUCUGGAGAGGAUGUUCCUGUAUUUGUUUCUAUGUCAAUUCCUUCACAACAUCUGAGUGUCCACAUGUUGGACAGGGUUUGAGGCUUAUAAGACCACAGUUUUGAAACAGACAAGUUGUCUUCAAAGAGUUUCUGUUGUAGUUUGGGUAAAAGACAGACAUUAAACAUCAAUAAAUAGGAAUUUAAAACAGUGGCUGGAUGUGGUGGCUCACGGCUGUUAUCCCAGCACUUUGGGAGGCUGAGGUGGGAGGAUUGCUUGAGCCCAGGAGUUCGAGACCAGCCUGGGCAACGUAACAAGACCCCAUCUCUACAAAAAAUAAAUGAGCUAUGCAUGGUGGCAUGCAUUUGUAGUUCCAGCUACUUCGGAGGCUGAGAUAGGAUCGUUUGAGCCCAGGAGUUUGAGGCUGCAAUAAGCCAUGAUUGUGCCCCAGUGCACUUCAACCUGGGUGACAGAGCGAUAUCCUGUCUCAAAAUAAAUUAAAAUGGUGGUAAUUUCUGAAGCAGUUUGGUAUUUUAUGGUGGUGGUAUGAAGAAAACAAAUACUAUAAUAAGAGCAAUAUCUUUCAAACUUUUUGGACAGGUGCUAGGUGUGGUGGCUCACACCUGUAAUCUCAGCUACUUGGGAGGCUGAGGCAGAAGAAUCACUUGAGGAUAGGAGUUUGAGGUUGCAGUCAGCUAUGAUCGUGCCACUGCACUCCAGCCUGGGCAACAGAGCAAGACCCUGUCUCUAAAUAAAUGUUUUAAAAAUAAAAAUAAAUGUUUUGGAUAAAACCCCAUAUUAAUAAUAAGUAUUUUACAUUAUUAUCUGGCAUAGACUGUUAUAUAUAGCAUAUUAUUGUUGAAAUACAAAACAAUAUGUAUCCGUACUGUAUGUGAUAUAGUGCCAUUUUCAGUAACUGCUGUACACACAGCAACUCAGAUGAAACUCAAGGAAAUUCUUCAGAGCAAAAACAGCCAAUCUUGAAAACAUACAUGUAGCAGGAUUCCAUUUAUGUAACAUUGGUGAAAUAAUGUAAUUAUAGAGAUGGAAAAGAGAUUAAAGGUUACCAGGGGUUUAGGUUAGGGAUGGUGAGGGGGUGGUUCAUACGAGGGAGUCCUGUGGUGUUGAAAACCAUCUGUCAGCCUGACUGGUGGUUACACAGGGCUAUACAUGAAGUUAAAAUUGUGUAGAGUUAGGUACACAAAGGAGUACAGAUGUAACUGGGGAAACUGAGUAUGUUCUGUAGACUGUACCAAUGUCAAUUUCUGCGUCCUGACGCUGUGCUGUAGUGUAUAAGGUGUUAACAUUGGGGGAGGCUGGGGCAAGGGUACCCAGGACCUCCCUAGACAACCUCCUAUGCAACCUCCUGUGAAUCUAUAAUUACUUCAAAAUAAAAAGUUGAAAACAAA